GUUUAGUUCGGUGUUGGUCCAAUCCAAUCCUAAUCUUAUUCAGUCGCUUUGUCAGUCGACACUCGACAGUCAGUCUGACAGUAUCGUAUCGGUCAGUACAGUUUUGUUGCUAAGAUUGUAGGUUAGGUUGUUCGCCUGUGAUUGUGUCAAAGGAAGUUAUCGUGUCUAUAGACUUGUUUACAUUUGAUAAAACGGGUUUUUGAGUUUCUACAUGUUAUAAUAAACCGUUGUUGGUAACGAUUUAAAAUUAUUUUAAUAUCAAUUAUUUCCUAUAAGUCAUUUACCCUAGUUGUCUAAUUUCAUUGUUCGUUUCUUUUGUUUUAAUAACAAUUGUUUGUGCUUGUGUCAAGGCAGUGUACACUUUAAAAGGUUUCACAUAGUUUAAGGAAAAGUACGAUAAGCCAGCCAACCUGUCUCCUGCCAAGCAACUGAAACAAAUAAUUAUACAGAAUGCGGAAAGUGUGAAUGCAGAGGAAGGAGGUAUGGAAGCGGACGCCAACCAGGACUUCCAGGACUAUUGGAACGAGAUUAGGAUCAUCCAGGAGACCAAGCGGCUGGACGAGUUCCUGGAUGAGGAGUACGGUGGCAGAGAUGACGAGGGGGAGGGGGAGGGAGAGGGCCUGGCAGAGACGGAAUGGUUGGUAGCCGCUGGUCUAGGACAGCUGGGGGAACCAUUCCUGGAGGGCAAGGAGCUGUCCGAGUCCGAUCUUACGACGGCACUGUCACUAAUGGCACCUCACCAGGCCCAGGCUAUCCGGCGCAGGGUGGACACACUGAACCACACAGUGCGCCAGCGCGCCAGACAGCACCGUGCAAGGCACCGCAAGCCCGACAUCCGGGACGUCUUCAGGGACUAUGAGAACUCCAGUACGGGUUCCAGGUCACGUAGUGCUACCCCAGACUCCCUGGAUUCCGGACCCCCCAGCCCACCAUCCCCCUGGCCCCCCACCAUUUACCACCACCCUGAACCAGACCCUAGCAGUCAACAGAUAACGCCACCUCCGAGUUUGACGCAGAUAUUCGAAGACCCAUCAGUGGUACCGGUGCAACGUGUCGAGUCGAGACGUGGGGUCCGCCGCCUGCCUAGCGCACCGGUACAGAGCAACCUGUUCAGGGCUGCCAACCGUUACGGAGGUGACAUCGUGGCCAGCGAAACAGCUGACGGCAUCCAGAUACUGGGCUACCAGAGGAUAGGGUCCGUGCGGUACACAUUCAGUGACAGCGGGCGUGACAGGCUGCGCAGUGGCAGUGACCCCGUGGGCCUCAACUCUGCUGACCCUGACCCCACAGAGCCUCAAGAGAUGAAGGACGUGCGUGGGAUGACAAGAAGCCAGGACAGUCUGUACAGUGAGCCCGAGCCUAGAAGGUCCAGUGGAAGUAGUUGCCACAGUAUCCACCAGGCUGCGUCACUGGAGCACUUGGGUUUCGAGGAGACCUGGGCUGGCGACUCUAUCACCUGCUCCAACAUGGAGGAGAGUGAGGAAGUGAUCGGAAGGACAUGGGUGGAAUGGUUGGGGGAGGAAGAUCUAGUCAAACUGCAACCCCUGGCGUUCCUGGAACUGACCGUUCUGCUGGACCAGAGUGGGAUUCGCUUCCCGAAGCGGAAACCCUACAAGCGGAAAAGGAAAGAAGAUGGUCCUGUGAUAUUUGGUGCUACACUUGCGUCUCUGCUAGAAAAAGAUCAACAGAUCACUAAUGAACCACAUAAUGUUCCUCUAGUCUUUCAAAAGGUGCUAGCAGAGCUGGAGAGGAGAGGACUGCAGGAAGAAGGCUUGCUGCGAGUGGCCGCCCACAAACAGAAGGUGCAGGCGCUGUGUGAUGCUCUGGAGAAAGAUCUCUAUACACAACCAGAGCGAGUGGACGCCAUGCUGCUGCGUGCUCCUGUGCAUGACCUCGCUACUCUGCUCAAACGUUUAAUACGUGACCUGCCCGAGUCAUUGCUCACUAACCAACUUGUAGACCUGUUCUACCAAGCUCACAGUCUAUCGGAGUGCAGUAGAGCACUGAAUCUGCUGGUGCUGCUGCUUCCACCUCCCAACCGGGCGACAUUGCAGUGUCUGCUGAACUUCCUGAACCAUGUCAUCAGCAAUCAGCAGCACAAUAAGAUGUCAGCUCACAAUGUUGCCAUGAUCAUCGCUCCUUCACUCUUCCCUCCCAGGUUUGUGAGCUCGGACAAGGGAAACCUGAAGACGCAGAUCAACUACGCAGCCGUGUGCUGCAGACUGACCGAGAUGCUGUUGCAACUCACCGACUCCCUGUUCCUGGUGCCUCCGCAGCUGCUCAGUCAACUCCGGAGACUCAACGAGCAGCAACGCUACAAGCUCAAGGAAAACAAGCCGAUGAAGCGGUUGCUAGGCAGGAGGGUGGCCAACGCCAGAGACCAGAUCACCCGUAAGAUUGACAACGAAGUAGACUUCCAGGAAGGGGUGGUGAGGGUCAGUGCCCCCUCAUUCCUGCUCACUGACAUCCCUGUCACCCUCAAGUCCACGACCACUGCGGGAGAGGUCAUACUUAGCCUGAUAGAGCAGUCCAGCAACACGGUGGUGCAGGCUCCCACAAAUGUCAAGAUGGGCCGCAAGGACAAGUCCAGAGCUCUGUCGGAGUUGGCGCCCAACGGCAACCUCAGUUGUCUGCUAGCCACGGCUGACACGGAGAUGGCUCUGCAGACUCACUUCCUGCACGAGAUCGGUGGCAACAUAGGGCAGAGACGGAUAGAUCCCAACGCCCUCUUACUGCCGGUGUAUCAGGACAAUCCAAACGCACAGUGGGUCAUCUGCUGUGAUCACAAGAACGGCAGCCACCGUAUGAUCUUCAAGAAGUGAAGCUACAAUCAAAUGUGCGAUAGGAGUGGGUAUAGUGUUACCAUCUAUUACGUAAUGGCGACUUAAUAUUAGUCAUAAUAAGACUACUAAAACUAGAAAUACCUCUUUGUUUUCCUGUACUGUCUUAACCCUUGAAGAAUGGCAACUCGAUAGACACAGUCAAAAGUAGGCUACUGAUGUGCGAUCUUCUUCGUGCCUCAAAAACAACAGUCGAUUAUUUUAAUUUUUUAACUGGACGUUUCUCAGCUGCCCAAGCUGAUUUACUAAUCACCAGUGUUUGACCAAAAAGACAAAAAAAGAAGCAUUUUGUUUUUUUUUGGUCCAUGCUAUAUUGUUUUAAAUUAUAUUUAUUAACCUUAAUUUUAUUUUAAAAUACCAAUGUGUUAAGAGUAAAGAUACUGUUUAUAUGGAAUAGUGUACAGAACCACUUUCCCCCUCUUAUCCCUCAAUAAUACACAGGGGAUGCAGAAAUAUGUUGAUUAAAUGGUUCUUAAAACUUUAAAGUGUGUUUAAUUUAGUUUAUUGGGUAAAACAAUUAAUUUAUUGGGGCUUAGUUUGUUUUUGUGUAAGCCAUUUAUUAUUUCCUAAGGGACUCUACAUUAUUCCAGAGACAUUUAUGUGGAAAUCAUUAAUUUAAUGACAUUAUUCAUUGGUCAAGCAACAAAUUCAUAUGAAUGAUUAUAUUUGUGCCAUUUUGGAGUCUAAUAUUUUAUUUAAUAACUUGAAAUAUAAAUACAGUUUGAAAGAAUACAAAAAUAAAUAUUUGUUAGAUUUUAAAUGAUCUAUUAUAUUGUAUUCUAAAAAGCAGAGAAGUUACACGUUUAUUUGCAAGUGACUGAAGAAUAUUGUUUUAUAAAUUAUGCCAAUUCUUCUCAUUUCAUUAUAGUAAAAUAUUAGUUGAUUUAGUUUUUAUAUUCCCAAUAUUAUCUUUUGCCUGACUGCUAAAUUGAUAAGUAAAUGACCCUAUUUUAUUUUUGAUCAAUUUCUUUUUAUUAUUGUAGUUUUUGUAUGUUUUUGUGUUUGUGCACUGUAAAAGAGUUCUGAAUAAUUGACGUUUUUAAGAUAGUAAGUUGUUAAUAAAAAGAUACAAGUUGAUUGAUAAGAACUUCAGCGAGGUCCUUGGAAGACAUAAUAUUUUUGUUCUACAGAGCAUAAUGAACUGAUGAAACAUAAAAUAAUACCAGACUGCAGUCAGUAAUAGUUUUGUGAUAUAUGAUUAUAAUAAUUAAACCUGUGCGUCCUGCAUACAAUAUUAUGGGUUUUUAAUUCUCGUGUUAAUAUUUUUACCAAAAAUAAUAAACUACUGGGGUGCUAUCAUUUUAUAUUAUUUAGUUUACUAUUUACAAAAGUAUUGUUUAAUCUAUUGUUCUUUUUUCCUUACUUUAUUAUUUUACUAGCUCACCGUAUUUUGUACAUAUUUUGACAUAAUAAUUUGUAAACAAUAGUUAGACAAGAUGAUGAUUGAUGUGAUUUUAAUUUAUUUCACUGGUAAUAUAAAAUGUAGAUACUAAUUUUUGUAUGAUAAUGUAAAUAGUUUUAUUUUAAUUAAGAAUGAAAUAAUUAGUUAUUUUAUAUUUUAUUAUUACGUAUUAGACUAUAGAGUUAUAAUUCAUCAACAAUGGCAGUAGAUUAACUAAUAUCUUUGUCUGAAUACAGUUUUAUUUUUUCUGCCUCUUGCACAAAUUAAUUUAAUUGUUGCCAAAAAGUGUCUUCUAUGAAAACCAGAGUUUUUUUUUUACCUGUCCUUAGUUUUCCACCCGCAGUUCACUUUGUUCAACAUAAUUAUAGGCAGCAUUAGUACUGUUUAUUUAAGUCAUUGAUGAAUUACAUUCCAUUUUGUCUCACUUUGUGCGUUUUUUGUUAAUAUAAGAGUGUGCUCAUUUGUUGAUUAUGUCAAAUAACAUAAUUUUGUUACCAGAUACUCAUAUUAAAUAAAGUGUUAAUUCUAAAAUAA
Molecule: messenger RNA, 4776 nt
Organism: Homalodisca vitripennis (glassy-winged sharpshooter)
Lineage: Eukaryota; Metazoa; Arthropoda; Insecta; Hemiptera; Cicadellidae
Product: rho GTPase-activating protein conundrum-like
Exons: 15
Coding region: 483-2822 (779 amino acids)
Biological process (GO): regulation of actin filament polymerization; signal transduction; regulation of small GTPase mediated signal transduction
Cellular component (GO): cytoplasm
Molecular function (GO): GTPase activator activity
Source: RefSeq, a predicted model, not a curated record